AUGGCCAAGGAACGCGUGAAGCCUGUUGAGGAGGACGACAAAGGGUUGCUCCUGACGAUGGGCAAGCAAGUCAAAGAGCUACACGCAGCGAUUAAGAUUAUGUUUGACGCGUGGAAGAAGUCGGAAACAUGGAGCAAGAACGUCGAGGCAGAGCUUCGCGUGGUCACUUCGGAGCUGCAAACAGUUAAGAGCGAGUUACAGUCUGUUAAAGGAGAGCUACAAGCGAUGAAAGAACGCGUUGAAGACGAAAGCGCUAAGACGAACGAGAACCUCGAAGCAAUCGUGGCAGGGGCUGCGACGCGGAACAGCCCAAGUGCGUCAUACGCGGACGUCGCGCGAAGCGGCUUACGCGGGCAAGGUCGCGACUCGCGGGUAGCUACGCCGGGCAACGCGACGCCGCCGAGCCGCAGGGACCCCUUAUUCUGUACGAUCGACACAUCGAGAGUUGAUGAAAUGAGCGACAAGCCCAACGCAGGUCGGAUCCGGGCUGCGGUGGAGAAGGAGAUGCGCGCGAUGGACGGACAGGGCAGUUGGCGCUGUCGGGCCAUCACAGUAGACCCAAGGAACGCGGAUAGGAUUCGGAUCAUUUGUCGCGACGAUGCUGAACAUAGGCUUGUCAAGCAGAUCGCGGAGAAGAGCUUCGGUCCCGGCACACGAGUUCUACAGGACGAACUCUACCCCGUGAAGAUCGAUAACGUGAAGAGAACCGAGGUACUGGAUGAGAAGGGCAAUGUCAGGGCUGAAGCGGCAGAGGCACUUAGCCGAGAAAACGAGACCACCGUUGCCAAGAUAUCUUGGCUGAGCAAGAAAGACAUGCCCAAGGCGUAUGGGUCCAUGGUCGUGUUCGUGACCAAGGCCAGUGACGCGCAUAGACUGAUCUCCGAGGGCUUCUUCCACGUUGGAGGAGAGUCCGGCACGACGAUGGCAUUUGAGCGGCGGCCACGUCCCCAACAGCGCUACAACUGCCAGCAGAUCACCAGGCACAAGGCGUAUCAGUGCGCAAACCCCCAGGCUGAGGUCCACGAGAGUUUGAUGAAUGACGAGGCGCUGCGCGACUUCACGGCCAUAGCGGUGCAGGAGCCAUGGGCGCGGAGGAUAGAAGGUAAGGCCAUUACUGUUCCGAUGGGACAUAGCAGGUGGACGAGGAUGGUACCGACGGAGUGGAGGGACGAAGGAAGAUGGGGAAUCAGGAGUUUGCUGUGGGUGAACAGAGAAGUAGAGGCGGAACAGGUGCCGAUAGCGUCCUCGGAUAUUACUGCGGCCGUUGUUCGGCUUCCGGAUCGAAGGCUGCUGGUGGCUUCGGUGUACGUGCCGGUGCAGAAGCCGGAGAUGCUGCGGCAGGCGUGCAACCUGCUGAGACAAGCUAUCACGAAUGUCCGAGUAGGAACCGGUGAAAGGGUGGACGUGGUUCUGGUAGGAGACUUCAACUGCCACGACUAUCUGUGGGGAGGCGACAAUGUGUCGGAGGGCAGGCAAGGCGAGGCAGACCCGAUCAUUGAUCUGAUGAGCGAGUAUUCGCUCCGCAGCCUCCUUCCGCGUGGCACGAAGACGUGGGAGAAGAACGAGGCGGCAACGACAAUCGACCUAUCCCUCGCGUCCGAGGAGCUAGCAAGAACGGUGGUACGAUGCGCCCUGCACGAGACAGACCACGGGUCGGACCACCGGGCGAUCGAGACGACCUUCGACAUUGCCGCGCCUGAGAUGGAAAGCCGACCACGGCUCCUCCUCAAGAACGCUCCAUGGAAGCAAAUCAACGAGAGAGUAGAAGCAAACCUAGGGCGAAUGCCAACGGGAGGUACAGUGCAGCAGCAGACCGAUCGACUGAUGUCUGUGGUGUGCGAGGCAGUAGAAGCACUGACCCCCGAAGCCAAGCCAUCUCCGUAUGCGAAGAGAUGGUGGACAGCCGACCUCAACCAGCUACGGCAGAUCCACACUCACUGGAGGAACCGGGCGAGGGCGGAGAGAAGGGCAGGUAACACCCAACCCGAGCUGGAAAAACGCGCACGCUCGGCAGCCAAGCAAUAUCACGACGCCAUCCGACAACAGAAGAAGAGCCAUUGGGAGGACUUUCUAGUCGACGACACAAACAUCUGGAAGGCCGCCAAGUACCUCAACGUCAGCAAAGGGGCUUCCCUCGACAAGAUUCCCCAUUUAAAAAGAGCCGAUGGUUCCCAAACGGAAGACGCCGCAGAACAGGCCGCAGAGCUACUUUCCACAUUCUUCCCUCCUCUUCCCAGCAGGAUCGAGGAGGAGGGCGAGCGGCCACAGAGGUCGCCCGUGCCUUUCCCCGACCUGACGUUGGGAGAAAUAGAGAGACAGCUCUUUGCGGCAAAGUCGUGGAAAGCUCCCGGAGAAGAUGGUCUGCCGGUGGCAGUGUGGAAGCACACAUGGCCGGUGGUGAAGGGGAGGGUCCUCUCACUUUUCCAGGCCUCGCUAGAUGAAGGGACGCUGCCUCAGCAAUGGCGACACGCCAAAAUCAUCCCGCUGAAGAAGCCAAAUAAAAGCGACUACGGCGUGGCAAAGGCCUGGCGACCGAUCUCGCUGCUCUCGACGCUCGGAAAAGUGCUCGAGUCGGUCCUGGCAGAACGUAUCUCGCACGCGGUCGAGACGUUUUGCCUCCUCCCUACGAGCCACUUUGGCGCUCGCAAGCAGAGGUCGGCGGAGCAAGCGCUGGUACUGCUGCAGGAGUACAUCUACAGAGCGUGGAGAAAGAGAAAGGUGGUCAGUCUGGUCAGCUUUGAUGUCAAGGGAGCAUACAAUGGUGUGUACAAGGAGAGACUACUUCAACGACUCAGGGCACGGGGUAUGCCUGAGAAGCUUGUGAGAUGGGUCGACGCUUUCUGUUCCCAUCGUACAGCAAGCAUAUUGGUCAACGGUCACGAGUCCGAGGCUCGUCCGCUACCACAAGCCGGUCUGCCUCAGGGCUCGCUGCUAUCGCCCGUGCUGUUUCUCUUCUUCAAUGCCGACCUCGUACAACACCAAAUCGACGAGAACGGGGGCGCGCUGGCCUUCGUCGACGACUACACGGCGUGGGUCACCGGACGAUCGCGAGAAGCAAACCGGGAAGGCAUCCAGAACAUCAUUGACAGAGCACUUGAGUGGGAACGACGAAGCGGGGCGACCUUCGAGAGGGACAAGACGGCUAUCAUCCACUUCACGCGCAACUGGAGGCUGCCGCCAGACUCGACCGGCUUCAUCAUCAAACGCAAUACUGUCCGACCAAAGGACCACGUCAAAGUACUAGGGGUGACGAUGGACACGAAGCUUCGUUUCGAAAAGCACAUCGCAGACGCGACGACAAAAGGGCUGGAGGCCGUGCUGGGACUCAGACGGCUCAAAGGUCUGUCACCGGUAACGGUCAGACAGCUUUUCGUCGCGGCCGUAGCACCAACGAUGGACUACGCGUCGAAUGUCUGGAGAUAUAGAUGUCGCGCAGCGCAGAUGAGAGCAAUCAACCGAGUGCAGAGGAUUGGCGCCCAAGCGGUCGUGGGAACCUUCAACACAGUGGCCACAGCGGUCGCCGAAGCGGAGGCAAGCAUACAAUCGGCGCAAGAGAGAUACGACAGAAAAUCAACGACAUUCUGGGUGCGGAUGCGAAGCCUUCCCAAGACCCAUCCGCUUCGGCGUCUACGGGCGGUGGCCUUUAGACGGUUUCCAUCACCCUUCCAGUUGAUGGCGGAGGCCUACCGCGACCUACCUCUUGACAAGCUGGAGACUAUCGAAGGGUAUUCGAUCACUCCAUGGGAAGCCCGGAUUGACACAGCAGUCGACAACGACGCGGUCAAGGCCACCGAAGCAAUCCAGUCCGGGUGGGCAGUGAGGAUAGCGACGGCAAGUUCGGCAAGAAACGGGGUUGUGGGCUACGGAACGGUCACAAUGCUGCCUGCAUCACUCAGAGGGGGUGGCGGCGUGAUAACGGCCUCGCGCACACUCGGCCUGAGAACAGAACUGAACCCGUAUGUAGCAGAGCUGGCGGCGCUGGCAGAAGCGGUCAAGGCCCUACCCCAGAGGCUCGACUACCGGGCCAUCCACGUGUUCACCCGCAACAAAGCGGCUGUGCUAGCCAUCCGUAAACCGCGGCAGCAGUCGGGCCAACGAGAGAUCCGUCAACUAUACGCUGGCGUGCAAGAUCUUCGGAGGAAAGGCAACAGAGUCACACUCUUCUGGCUUCCAUCAGCAACAGAAUCAGACCUGUCGAAAGCGGCCAAAGCAGCAGCAAAGGAAAGCACAAUACCGAGCAAGACACCGCAGAAACGACCGGCCAGAGCCUACUCGACGGCACUUAGAAUCGCUUUGCAGAGCGUGCGACAGAAGUACAGAGCUUUGCCCGACAACGUAGGAGCAUUCUCGAAGAAGAUCGAUGUGGCUUUACCAGGAAAGCAUACGCGCGAGCUAUAUGAUGAGCUCUCUUGGAAAGAAGCCAGUAUCCUGGCGCAACUGCGCACCGGGAUGGCAAGACUGAACUGGUACCUGCACCAGAUCGGAGCAACUGCCUCGGCGCAUUGCGCCUGUGGGCAUGCGGCAGAAUCGGUCGAGCAUUUUCUCUUCCGUUGCACACAGUGGACGGCACAACGAACUCGGAUGCUUCAACAGACGGAAACGCAUAGAGGGAACCUGUCGUACUUUCUCGGAGGAAAGAGCGCAUCCGACCCUGAUGAUUGGUCGCCAUGCAUAGACGUUGUCAAAGAGACGAUCAAGUUUGCCAUGAGUACGCAGAGGCUGGAUGCACAGAUCAACCAGCAGCGAGAUCACACACCACCUACAUCAACACACUAA
Colletotrichum abscissum is the source of this 4776-nucleotide messenger RNA. RefSeq lists its product as uncharacterized. Gene Ontology annotation, molecular function: catalytic activity; nucleic acid binding. The record is from RefSeq and is a predicted model, not a curated record. Lineage: Eukaryota; Fungi; Ascomycota; Sordariomycetes; Glomerellales; Glomerellaceae. Bases 1 to 4776 code for a protein of 1591 amino acids. The transcript has 2 exons.